AUGACGACGACGACGACGACGACUUCGAGGAGGAGAUCUUCUCGUCGUUCUCAAAACUCCAGCAGUUUUUUGAAGAGGAGGACGAUUCGUCUCUUCUUUUUCUUCUUUCUUUUCGUUCUUGGUGUGCAUGCUCCCACGACGAUGAUGGUGAAAACAUUCGUCAACGCGGACUCGACGGGGAAACCAGAAGUAGGGCGAGACCCGAGAGAAAUACCAAACUGGAACGAUUAUCGCGAACAUUUUACGGUUUUAAAUGAAGACGUGGCGUCCAGAACCGACGCGAGCGAUGGGAACACCCCGUGGAUUGAACACGUCAGUUGGGAACCGAGAGUGUUCGUCUAUCACAACUUUCUCUCGGAAAAAGAAGCGAAAUAUUUACGCGACGCGCACAAAAAAGCAUCAAAAGCGAUGGAUGACGAAAGCAUGAAGACGACGUUUAAGAGAGGGCAAGAUCCCAUCGUGAACGUCAUCGAGCAGCGACUCUCGGCGUUCGUCAUGUUGCCAGAGACGCACGGCGAAAACAUGUUCAUCGAAAAGAUAAAGAAAGGAUACCCGAAAAGGCUGGAGCUUCUCAACUUUGACGACGAGAAAGACAAGGAAGAUUUAAAGAAUGGCGGGCAAAGAUUUGCGACGACGGCGUUGUUUUUAAACACAAUUUCAGAAGGGAAAGGAGGUGAGUUGGUGUUUCCGUUAGGGACGGAGAGACUUUACGACGAUAGCAACGAUAGUUACACUAGCACUCCUAGCGCGUGCGCGGGGAAAUAUACACUCGCGGUUGAGCCGAGAGUAGGCGAUGCGGUCGUUUGGUUUAGCACGCACCACAAUGGGAACGACGAUUUGAAUUCGGCCUCAAUGCGAUGCGACGCAGUCGCGGAUGGAGAAGAGAUGUUGACGGCGUACAAACAUUGGAGAGUAGGGAGAUAUAAUCACGGUAAUUUUCUUCCCGACUACGAGAAAGCGACGGCGAUGGGGGGGUCUUCUUCCUCGGGGACGAGCACUACGCACGAGUUUUAA
Molecule: messenger RNA, 1014 nt
Organism: Bathycoccus prasinos
Lineage: Eukaryota; Viridiplantae; Chlorophyta; Mamiellophyceae; Mamiellales; Bathycoccaceae
Exons: 1
Coding region: 1-1014 (337 amino acids)
Biological process (GO): peptidyl-proline hydroxylation to 4-hydroxy-L-proline
Cellular component (GO): endoplasmic reticulum
Molecular function (GO): iron ion binding; L-ascorbic acid binding; procollagen-proline 4-dioxygenase activity
Source: RefSeq, a predicted model, not a curated record